Molecule: messenger RNA, 4679 nt
Organism: Trichomycterus rosablanca
Lineage: Eukaryota; Metazoa; Chordata; Actinopteri; Siluriformes; Trichomycteridae
Product: cystathionine beta-synthase-like
Exons: 15
Coding region: 68-1801 (577 amino acids)
Cellular component (GO): cytoplasm
Molecular function (GO): cystathionine beta-synthase activity
Source: RefSeq, a predicted model, not a curated record
UCAGAAGGUCAUCAGAUACCAAACAAAUCCGACUUUAUUCUUUCUCCUGAGCUGUACUAGGUAAGCCAUGCCUUCAGUCCCGUCCGGUUCUGACUCUGAUUCGACCACCCUGGGACCGGUCUGCCCUCAUCUGGCACGUGAGGAAGCCAGCUCGGUCAUUAACGGAGAUGCCGAGCUGAAAGGAGAGACAAGAUUACAUGGAACGGAGGAUAAGCAGGAAGAUGGCACCGAGAGGAAGUGGAUCCGUCCAGACCUGCCCAGCAGAUGCACGUGGAAGCUGGGGGAGGUGAACCUGGACUCGCCUCACGUUCAUCCUGAGCGGACGACUCGACCCAUCAUUUUUCCCAACAUCCUUAAUAAAAUUGGGGACACACCAUUGGUCCAGAUCAACAAGAUUCCAAAAAUGUUUGGACUGAAGUGUGAGAUCUUGGCGAAGUGUGAGUUCUUCAACGCUGGAGGCAGCGUGAAGGACCGUAUCAGCGUGCGUAUGGUGGAGGACGCGGAACGUGCUGGGAUCCUCAAACCUGGAGACACCAUCAUCGAACCCACCUCCGGAAACACAGGUAUCGGACUCGCCUUGGUUGCGGCGGUAAAAGGCUACAGAUGCAUCGUCGUCAUGCCGGAGAAAAUGAGCAUGGAGAAAGUGGACGUUCUGCGCGCCCUAGGUGCCGAGAUCGUCCGGACCCCGACCUCUGCCCGCUUUGACUCCCCCGAGUCUCACGUGGGUGUAGCCUGGCGUCUGAAGAACGAGAUUCCCGACUCCCACAUUCUGGACCAGUAUCGCAAUCCCAGCAACCCACUGGCUCACUACGACAGCACCGCCGAGGAGAUCCUGGAGCAGUGCGAGGGUAAAAUAGACAUGCUGGUGGCUGGAGCUGGCACCGGUGGCACCAUUACUGGAAUUGCCCGCAAGCUGAAGGAGAAAUGCCCAAACAUCAAGAUUAUUGGAGUGGAUCCAGAGGGUUCGAUCCUGGCUGAGCCGGAGGAGCUAAAUAAGACCGAUAAGACCCAGUAUGAGGUGGAGGGCAUCGGAUACGACUUUCUUCCCACCGUACUGGACAGAUCGGUGGUGGACGACUGGUACAAGUCAAACGACGAGGAGUCCUUCACAAUGUCGCGGAUGCUGAUCCGACAGGAAGGCUUACUGUGUGGUGGUAGUUCAGGUUCUGCCAUGGCUGCAGCAGUGAAUGUAGCUAAGGAGCUUCAAGAAGGUCAGCGCUGUGUGGUCAUCCUGCCCGACUCGCUCAGAAACUACAUGUCUAAGUUCCUCAGCGACAAGUGGAUGUGUCAGAAAGGUUUUCUGCGAGAGGAGGACCUGAUGGUCAACAAACCGUGGUGGUGGAAUCUGACUCUUCAGGAUUUACGGCUUUCCGCCCCGCUGACCGUCCUGCCCUCCGUCACCAUCAAAAACACCAUCAAGAUCCUGAAGGAGAAGGCUUUCGACCAGGCUCCUGUGGUCGAUGAAGCUGGGAUGAUAGUAGGAAUGGUUACGCUGGGGAACAUGCUGUCUUCUGUGCUCGCUAAUAAAGUCAGUUCAGCUGACCCGGUCAUUAAGGUUCUCUACAAGCAGUUCAAACAGGUUUGUCUUACAGAUAAUUUAGGGAAGCUCUCCCGGAUCCUGGAGACUGACCAUUUUGCCCUGGUGGUGCACGAACAAAUCCAGUAUAUGAGAGAUGGCUCUUCCACUCUUAAGCAGAUGGUGUUCGGUAUCGUCACGGCCAUCGACCUGCUGAACUACGUGACCACUCGAGAGAGGAGAGAACGCUCUCUGUCCGAGUGCUCGCUGACCGAUGAGCCGUAGCUGCUCUGUGUACAACACACACACAGAUUAAUAGGUUGCUCAUAAUGAUGUAUCGAUACGAGCACACAGUUACAUCUACGAUAUUUUCUUUAUAACGGAAGUACGUGCACGUGCCAAACUUUAAGCAGUUAAAUGAAGUCAGCUUACGUUUGUAGGCAUUUUUUUGUGCAUGUAUACACCGGUCAGGCAUAACAUUAUGACCACCUUCCUAAUAUAGUGUUGCCCCUCUCCCUUUUGCUGCCCCAUACGCAACAAACAGCGCUGCUCUGUGUAUUCUGACACCUUCCUAUCAGAACCAGCUACAGUAGCUCAUCUGUUGGAUCGGACCACACGUGCCUUGGUCGUCGGUUUACCACUGUUCCUUCUUUGGACCACUUUUGAUUGAUACUGACCACUGCACACCGGAAACACCUCACAAGAGCUGCAGUUUUAAAGAUGCCCUGACCCAGUCGUCUAGCCAUCACAACUUGGCCCUCGUCAAACUCGCUCAGAUCCUCACACUCGCCCAUUUUCCUGCUUCUAACAUCAACUUUGAGGAUAAAAUGUUCACUCGCUGUGUAAUAUAUCCCCCCCACUAACAGGUGCCGUGAUGAAGAGAUGAUCAGUGUUAUUCACUUCACCUGUCUGUGCUCAGAAUGUUAUGCCUGGUAUUGAUUUUCCUUGAAAAAAAGAACGACGCUUGCUAAUUAUGCCCGUCUGUGAGCGUAUGUAUAGAAAAUAGGCCAGUUGGCGUCAUUUUAAAGCUGAAUUGAUGUGCACAGGGUGUCUACAUGUUUAAAAAAUGGUGGUGCCAUGUGCUAGCCCUUUACCAUCCAUGACUGAUAGCCGUCUGAUACGGGUCAGUUAACAGUUGGGUAUUGAAAGGUAAAUGUGUAAAGAACUGGUGUGGCCUAACUUGAAUUUCAGAAUAGCUUUAUUCUCAGUGUAUUAUCGCUGUGCUGGUUUGUCUUUACCAAAUUUACUUUUUUAAGGAUGUAUGUACUUGAUAUAACAGACAAUCAUGCUUUACGUGUUUACUUUCAUUUACAGUUCCCAUUUUAAAUGCUGCUGCUACUUCCUUCCUGUGCGUUGUAUUUUAAAGGACUAGUAUAAUGGUAUCAGUCUCUGUUCUCUCUAUCUGUGUCAUAUAAUUCUGCUCUAAAUUAGUAAAGGAGAAAGUCCGCCGUCAGUCUGAGACCUAAAGCUCGGUUGAAGUUGGGUCAUGCAGCAGGAUAAUGAUCCGAAACAUGCAAACAAGUCCAACUCUGAUUGACCUAGCCUUUCCAAAACCUUAUUUUUUGUUGCUUUCGAUUGAUAUACUGCGACAAGACCUUAAAAGGACAGUAUAUGCUCAAUAACACUCCAAAAUAGCCAAAUUAAAACAUUUCAGUUCAGAAUUCUGCUGCUCGUGUUAUCUCCAGAACAUCUUCCACUGAACAUAUUACUCCAGUUCUCAAGCAGCUUCACGGGCUUCCUGUCCAGUAUCGCAUCAGUUUUAAAAUCUUCCUCCUUACGUUCAAAGCUCUCCACAUUUUAGCACCUCCAUAUCUCUCUGAUCUUAUCGUACACUCAGAUCUUUUUCUGCCCUUCUACUCCUUUGGUCCGUCUGUCUACUAUGGGGGCUAGAGCUUUUAGCUGCUCUGCCCCACAUCUCUGGAACUCUCUCCCUCCCGACAUUCGCACCAUUGAUUCUUUCCCUGGUUUCAAAAUAUGCCUUGAAACGUAUUUCUUUAAACUUGCCUAACCUUAAUAUGUGUAAUUAUGUUGUAAUGCGGCCAUAAAUAAAAUGUAUUAUUAUUAUUAUUUAUUAUUAUUUCUGCAAAGAAUAGUGAGCCAAAUUUUACCCACAGUGACGUAAAAGACUGACAAAGUGUUUUUACAUGGGUGACAUACUGUAGGUGUUGUUAAUUGGAUGAUUAUUGCAACAACUAUACUAGGCCCAGUAAGGUCAUGCCGAAUUUGUGGAGUGACACCAGCGUUAGAACUGUGUAAAAAUAAGCACAUUGAUACACAUUGAGUUUAAAUUAGAAAUGUUUGUAAAGAAUAUAUAAAGUUCUUGUCAUUAACUAAACAACCUGGAUCAACAGGGGGGGUUUGGUCUGUUGGUCCUGGAUUCUGUGAAGUUGCUUCGAGACGAUGCCCAAAUAAAAUAGACUUGAUUUGAACCCAGAAUGUAUUCAUGAUAGAAUUCUGAGAGACCGAGUACAUUUAUGAUGCUGUGCAGUGGUAGAAGUUUGCCAGUUCAUGCCCAAACACUUCCAAUUUGCCAAUUUUGGGACCUUGAGCAAGAUUCUUAAACCAAAAAGUCGCUUUGGGGAGCAGCGUGUGUUUAAUGAUGCAGAAGUAAAUACUAAUUAAGACCUUUAGGUUAUAACAGGGAAGCGUUUUGUUUGGAAUUUGAUGAUUUGUCGGCUUGUAGCGCCACAGUGUGUUAAUAUUGAGUAACUACAUAAACAUGUAGGGUGUUCAUUCUGUCUGAUUGAAGGUUUAUGGGUAGGUGAGGUAAAAUAGAAACACUGUUAGUCCCAGUUUUCUUCUUCUUUUCUUUCCUGCUGAAUACUUGAUUGUUUUAAUGUUUCUGGGUUUUUUUUUUUAUCCUGUUUACCUCUUAAAUAAGUACUUUUGGUUUUGCUUUUAUCAUAAAUCAAAUGUGAAUGUAGGAUAAGGUGUUGAUUAUUAGAAUGAUUUUAUUAAUAGAAGUCUGUGAGUCUUAUAAAUGACCGAAAGCUCAAUCUGCAUGUUACAAUCUUAAGUUGUAUUUAUUUUUAUUUACUGCUGAGGGCUAUUAAAGUUAAAAAUAAAAGUUUUAAAUAAAAGCUUUUGUGUUUUCUCUGCUUUUGCUACAUGAUGAGCAUUUCUUUUAUCUCAACUGAGGUUGUUAAAUGAUUUCAGCCAAAUA